Molecule: messenger RNA, 2355 nt
Organism: Archocentrus centrarchus (flier cichlid)
Lineage: Eukaryota; Metazoa; Chordata; Actinopteri; Cichliformes; Cichlidae
Gene: dnase2b
Product: deoxyribonuclease II beta
Exons: 7
Coding region: 91-1251 (386 amino acids)
Biological process (GO): apoptotic DNA fragmentation
Molecular function (GO): deoxyribonuclease II activity
Source: RefSeq, a predicted model, not a curated record
UCAGAAACAUUAAUCAUGUUCUAUUGGUUAAGAACAAAAAGUCUUCCUUGUGUAAUUUUAUGAAUAGUUACCUGAUCUGAAGCAUUUGCCAUGGUGCUUUCUACCUGCUGUCUGUCUCCCUUCAGCCCCACAACCUGUCUCCAGAAAAAGGUGUCUCUGCCAGUGGAGGGGGAUUUUCUGCAGAGGGUGGUGCUACCUUUGCACUCAGGUCAUUGGGAGUUAAAGAUUCUUGUGUUUUGUUGUUGCACAGUUUGUAGCGCUGAAAUUUCCUGUAAAAAUGAAGAGGGUGAGCCAGUUGAUUGGUUUAUCAUCUACAAACUGCCCAGGUACGUAAAUGGUGACAUCAGCAGUGGGGUGGAGUACAUGUACUUGGACUCAUCAAAAGAAAGCUGGGAAAUGAGUAAAUAUAUGAUUAACUCCAGCCAAGGAGCCAUAGCGAACACCCUGAACCAGCUUUACAUGGGAAAAGAGUACAAGUUCAACACUUCAGUCUAUGCACUCUAUAAUGAUGCCCCACCAGUCCUGAAAUACAUCCAACAAUAUGGACACACUAAAGGGGCACUGCUCUUUGACCACUCUCAAGGUUUCUGGCUGUCGCACAGCAUUCCCCAUUUCCCCUCCUUCCCCGAGAGAGGGUACCUUUACCCUUCUUCUGGCAAAGUCAAUGGCCAGACUGCACUGUGUGUGACCUACCAGUACCAAGAGUUUCUUCAUAUAGCUACACAGUUGGUCUACCUUUACCCACGCUUCUAUAACUGCUCUGUGCCUGCUGCAUUCUUGGCCGACCUGCCACAGCUGGCCCAGUUAUGUGCAGGCGCCAAACCGCAGCUGUCCUCAAAUAAAAGAAUGGAGCAGCUUUUUUCAGCCGGAGGGGAGAAGUUUGUCAGUUUUGUUAAAUCUGAAAACUUUGUUGAUGAUAUCUACACAGGCUGGGUGGCUCAGACCCUGGGUGCCGACCUUUUAGUGGAGUCCUGGCAGACACAAGGUCACGACCUGCCCUCCAACUGCUCGCUGCCCAAACACACCAUGAACAUUAAGAGAAUUCAGUUUCCCAGAUCAGUCCUGUUCCAUUCGCACAACGAUCACUCAAAGUGGUGCGUGUCACGACUUUAUGAGGACCAGGUGACCUGCCUGGGGGACCUAAACAGAGAGAGAGGCCAGCUGUGGCGUGGUGGCGGUCUGAUCUGUUCCUUCAACCCCUUAAUUUACAAGGCCUUCAGGGAGGUGGUGGAUUGGUACAUUGGCUGCUAAUUGAGAAAGAAAGGCAAGGCAAUUAAGAAUCAGUCUUAGACUCGGAGACAGUGGUGGCGCUAGAGAGUCUGUAUCGUUAUAUACAUUUACGGUGCGUUAUGACUGCAGAAGCAGAAGUACCAUAGAAACUCAUGUAUAAUAAGCUUUUUUAUGUCACCCUCAGUUAAUUAAAGAAAUUCUGCAGCAGUUGCCAAGUUUUUGUGUUUUAGACAAGUAAGCAAAUAAUGUAAUUUGAAUGUAAAACUGGUGAUUGAGCUGUUGAAAUGUACCAGUGUAAAAGCAAUGGCUGUGGAGAACUGCUUCUUCAAAAAAGUUCUCCCUGAAGAACAGCAGUUACUGCAUGGUAAUUAUGUGACGUGGCCAGAGAGGUGGAUACACUCAUUCCUUGGCUCCACCUUUGUUCAGAGGUUUGGCUCUGUUGUGUUUGAGUUAAAGUAGCUGUGUGCAAGCACCAGCCCACAAGUAUAAAUAGAUUUUUUUUUUAAAUUAAAUUCAUUCACACUAAACAGAAAUAAUUUUAGUAGAUAUAUAGAUCACAGCCACACAUUUUUUCAAGAGACACUAUUAGCGCUAUUGAUAAGGAAUUUCUCAUUUUCUUCAUUUAAUUUUUUUCUGUUUUUGAGUGAUAUAAGCUAUGCAGUAAAGAUGAGGAACCUUAUAUGGUAGUAUGAUUAGCAACAUAAAAAUGAGAAAUUUUGAAAAAAAAUUCACAAAAGUAUAUUUGGCCUCACAUGAGAGCUUCAGCGGUGGCGCAAUAUUAAAUUCAGAUCUGAUGCUCAGUGUGAAUGAAGCGCAUGCACUCUAACAACAUCUAGUCUGUAUCUUUUUUAAUAUUCUAUUUUGUUUUAUGUGGGUGGAGGCUGCCAGUGAAGUUGUCAUUAUCAUGUUUGUUCAGUUUCUACUUCCAUGGAAGAGGCACUGGGCCUGUAACUGAUGUGCUGUAUUUAGUGUUUGGGGUAAAUGGUGUCACCUACUGGCCAGACAAGUAGACUCCUACAAUGUUUUUCAGUGGAUAAUUUGACUAACUACAGUAUACUGCUCUUUAUAUUUAGAUCAUUAUUGCAUUCUUGAUUCAAAGUUUCCUAGCACAAACCACAAAUGUUG